Molecule: messenger RNA, 1012 nt
Organism: Aspergillus ibericus CBS 121593
Lineage: Eukaryota; Fungi; Ascomycota; Eurotiomycetes; Eurotiales; Aspergillaceae
Product: aldo/keto reductase family protein
Exons: 6
Coding region: 104-952 (282 amino acids)
Molecular function (GO): oxidoreductase activity
Source: RefSeq, a predicted model, not a curated record
CACCGGAUGAGCUCAUCGCUCAUCCUGUCCUUGUCUACUCUUUGUCCCCUCCCCCAUCACUCCAGCUUCUACAACUCACAGCUCAAUCCACGCAGAGUUCAUCAUGUCUGCCUUGCAGAGUCUCCGUUCUACUUAUCGCCUCAACUCCGGCCACGAGAUCCCCAUCCUAGGAUUCGGGGUCUAUCUCGUUCCAUCCUCCCAAACUGAGAAACCCGUCCUCGAGGCAUUCAAGGCCGGCUACCGUCAUGUCGACUCGGCGAUCAUGUAUCGCAACGAAAAGGCGUGCGGGCGCGCCAUCGCCAACUCGGGCCUCGACCGAUCGGAGAUCUUCUUUACAACCAAGAUUCCUCCGGAAUCGAUGGGCUAUGAUCGUACCAAGCGGGCCAUUGACUCGAGCUUGCGGGAAGCCCAGCAGGAGUAUUUCGAUCUGAUCUUGUUGCAUGCUCCGUAUGGUGGAAAGGAUGCUCGUCUCGGGUCGUGGAAGGCCCUGGUGGAGGCCCAAAAGGCCGGCAAGACCCGAUCCAUCGGGGUCUCGAACUACGGGGUGCACCACCUCGAGGAGCUGGAGGAGUAUAUCCGGACGGGCGGCGGCGGGCAAAUCGACGUCGGACAGUAUGAGCUGCAUCCGUGGCUGGACCGAUCGGAGAUUGUGCAGUGGUUGCAGAGCCGGAACAUCGUGGUGCAGGCGUAUUCGCCGUUGGCGCAUGGGACGCGCCUGGGCGAGCGGGUGCUGCAGGAGUUGGGGAAGAAGUAUGGCAAAUCGCCGGCGCAGAUUAUGAUCCGGUGGGGAUUGCAGAAGGGGUUUGUGCCUCUUCCUAAAUCGGUGACUCCGAGUCGCAUCCAGGAAAACGCCGAUGUGUUUGAUUUUGCGCUGUCGGAUGAGGAGAUGAAAUCGCUGCAUACGGGCGAAUAUUCGCCUACGGACUGGGAUCCGACGGUGGACUACGAUUAGCAGACUAUGUAGUGUUGUACUGCUCCAUUGUAGUGGAAUGAUAGAUGGUUCUAUACUUGA